Molecule: messenger RNA, 780 nt
Organism: Priapulus caudatus
Lineage: Eukaryota; Metazoa; Priapulida; Priapulimorpha; Priapulimorphida; Priapulidae
Exons: 4
Coding region: 99-458 (119 amino acids)
Source: RefSeq, a predicted model, not a curated record
GACCAGCUAUGAGUGGAUGUAGGGUGUGAGGAUGGGUCAAUUAUUGUAAGACGGUCGGAGGAUGCAAGGAUAGGCCAGUUCUUUUAACUCGAGUGCCAAUGCAAGGAUGGGCCAGUUCUUGCCCGACCUCACUUCGAGGAAAACCACGUAAUGAAAAGCGAGAAGGUAACUUGUGGCUAGGAGGAAGCAAAAGAGUGUGGAGCGUUGACGGGGCUCACUUAAUUAGGACUAUUACAAGGAGUACCAGCAUUCUUAAGAUCAAUAGAAGAAAUUUGCUUUCGAUUCCUGUGCUGAAGACGAGAAAGAUCACCGCAAGACAAGCAAACGAGCUCAUCUUAACGACGUGUCAGAUGCGAGGCAAGCACCCAGGUAUGAAGUUCAAGACAAAAAUGGUCUGUCAGUCAGCGAUGAAAGACCGCAUAACGAGACUCGAUUCAGGAGCACUACCUCUAGCUUAACAUCGGGACAUACCAGAAGCAGCAUGAAACUUGCUCUACCAACAGCCGAAGAUGGUAGCCACCUAAGCUAGCAACAGAAAGGUGAGCGCAUGUGGGCCCAAUCCUAGUUUGGCACACUGGAUUAGUUUAGCACAUUUGCGAAAAUGAGAGCUGGGGUCUCAAACUAGGAUUGUGCACUGUGGUGACAAGCACACUGACACCUGUGCAAUAUGUACUAUCUAUACUAUGUUCGAACUUAUAAUGCGUAUGUACGGCAAGUAGUAUAUUUUUGUGUUAUUUGUACAAAAUAAAAUGUAUGAAAAUACAAUUUGUGUUUCUGUUU